CAGGUGACCGGGAUGCGGAAGUCCUUCACGGGGGAGCGUUGCUUCCUGGGCCGUCUAGGCUGGUUGAGCUUUGUCGGCCACACUGAGCGUUGAACCCGAGGUCGUGGCCCGCUAUGAGCGAGACUCUGAGGCCCCCAGCACAACACUAAAUUUGUAAUGAAAUGGAGUCUGGAUCAAGCUCUUUCCGAGUGGAAUUUCCAGAUUUUUCUAGCACCAUUUUACAGAAGUUAAAUCAGCAGCGCCAGCAAGGACAAUUAUGUGAUGUGUCCAUUGUAGUUCAGGGCCAUCUCUUUAGAGCCCAUAAAGCUGUUCUUGCAGCUAGUUCACCUUACUUCUGUGAUCAGGUUCUCCUAAAAAAUAGCAGGCGAAUAGUCCUGCCUGAUGUGAUGAAUCCAAGAGUGUUUGAAAACAUUCUUCUGUCUACCUACACAGGUCGGCUGGUAAUGCCUGCUCCAGAAAUUGUUAGUUACUUGACAGCAGCAAGUUUCCUUCAGAUGUGGCACGUAGUGGAUAAAUGCACUGAAGUGCUAGAGGGAAACCCAACAGUUCUCUGUCAGAAGAUGAAUCAUGGCAGUGACCAUCAGUCCCCAAGCAGUAGUAGUUACAAUGGCCUUGCUGAAACCUUUGAACUUGGCUCUGGAGGACAGACAGAAUUCCACAAAGUGCAGGAACUGAGGGAUGGUGAAAAUGAAGAAGAGAGCUCUAAAGAUGAGCUAUCAUGUCAAUUGACAGAACAUGAGUACCUCCCCAGUAAUUCUUCAACAGAGCACGAUAGACUUAGCACAGGAAUGACAAGUCAGGAUGGUGAAGAAGGAACUAGUGAUAGUGCUGAGUAUCAAUAUACCAGACCUAUAUAUAGCAAACCCAGCAUCAUGUCUCACAAGCGGUGGAUCCAUGUGAAACCAGAAAGAUUUGAACAAGACUGUGAAGGUGUUGAUAAUCCUUAUGAUGAACAUCAAGUUUCUGAAUCCAUGAAUGCCAUUCAGGCAGAUCAUUCAAUCCAGUCUUCAGGUGUUGAAGACUUUCAUAUAGCUGACAAAAAGAUGGAAGCAGAAUUUGAUGAACAGGCAGAUGAAAGUAAUUAUGAUGAGCAAGUUGACUUCUAUGGCUCUUCUAUGGAAGAAUUUUCUGGUGAAAGGGCGGAUGGAAAUUUAAGUGCUCACAGACAAGAUCUUAUGAUAGCAACAGGCUAUGGUGAAGGCAUUGAAAUGGCUGCAGGAAUUAAAGAAGAAACAUCCCUCACUGGAUUCUCACAUGCUGAUAAGCUGUAUCCCUGUCAGUGUGGUAAGAGCUUUACACACAAAAGUCAGAGAGAUCGGCACAUGAGUAUGCACCUUGGUCUUCGACCUUAUGGGUGUGGUGUCUGUGGUAAGAAAUUCAAAAUGAAACACCAUCUUGUUGGCCAUAUGAAAAUUCAUACAGGCAUAAAACCAUAUGAAUGUAACAUCUGCGGAAAAAGGUUUAUGUGGCGGGACAGUUUCCAUCGGCAUGUGACCUCUUGUACCAAGUCAUAUCAAGCUACUAAAGCCGAGCAGAGUACUACUGAGAUGAACUGAGACAUUAGAGCUUACAUUUGUUUAGUACAGUAAUAAAAAUAAACUAAUUAUUCAAAUAGUGUCUGGUACUUGCUAUUGUGAAAUUUAAAUUCUCAAAAAACAAGUUUCAGUGAUUACGCUGGUGUGAGCAGACCAAAUGUUUUAUUUUCCACAGUACUAUUCCAGGUGGUGGGUAUGAAGUGGAAAUGGUUAAUCUGAAAGGUGCUUGCAAAAUGUGUUCUGUAAGGUCUUUGACGUUAAUUGCCAUCACAACAGUAUUUAGAAGCCCUAUUGUUUUCUGAGUGUUUUAAGUUGACAGUAAAACCUAGCUCUAAAUUGACCCAAAUUGUACAAGUAUGUACAUGAAGCAGGAAUUCAAGUAGCCUUACUAGGGGGGUGGGGGUGGAAUAUAAAGGAGAACUUGGAUAACUGCACUGGACUAUGUGGACUAUCUAUUAAUAAAAUUUCUGUGAUUCAUGUUUUAUGGGAAAAAAGGUAGAAUUUAACAUUAGACUGGAGACGGCCAACAUAUUCAACAUGCAUCAUUAAAUAGCCUGCAUCGUUAAAUGUCCUUUAUUGCAUUGCUUAAUGAAAGGCUGUGCUAAAGGUGAUUUGGCUUUCCUUUAUCUGCCUUCCACUUUUUUAUCUAUCUCCAGUUGCUUAAUUUUGUGCUGGCUUCUAUUUAAAGAGUCUGUAAAGCACAUAAAUAUAGUUAAGUGCUAUGUGAACUGAAAUCUGUAUUCAGUAUAAUUUAGUUUGCUCUUCCAGGGCCUAAUGCUGUAUGAGGCUUUGGCUUGGCUUGAUUUUGAUUGUUACAUACUGAGAGCUAUUGAAGUGUGUGUAAUAAGUAUGUCUUGCCAAAAAAAAAAAAAAGUAAUAUUUGGAACUUACCCAAAAUACUAAAAAUUCUAAGAUCUAACCGUAUAUUCACAUUUUUUUGUGACUUACUACAGUAGCAAGUACCAAACUCUGUAGCUUCAUUAAUUGACUUGGUGUUUAUUGGCACAAAAUCUUGUUUGAAACUUUUAUCUAGUUUUAGAAACAUGCUUUAGGAAAAUGAUUUAGGCAUUGAUAAUUCUUAAUUCUUUACUCUUUGAAUAGUAAGAAGUAAGAACUUAUGAUACAGAUUCUUGGUACUGAACUACUGUGACUGGUUACAUAGAUAGUAAGUAGCCAGAUCUGUUUACCUCUUCAAAUGAAGUUGCUUGUGAGGGAGGGAGAAUGUAGAAAGUACUGUAUUUGGAUCUAGUAAUGGUGCUGCAGAACAUGGUACCAUGCUCAUGUCCAAGGUCUGGAUUUUCUCUGGGAAAGUGACGCUUCUUCAUUAGUAUGAGGAUCUUAUUCUUGGAGCUAGAUGGAAGAAUGUUUGUGGUUUUGAGAGAUGCUGCCAGCUCUGGAGUAGAGUGAAUGCAUCACUUAAAAAGGUGGCAACAGGAUUUUGGGGUUGAAAGCUUAGUGCAUUCCUAUGCAAAAGCAAUAACCCUUCUCUGUACUUUACUGAAAUAUAAAAAGAGCCUUUAGAGUAUACCUAGGCUGUAAUGGAAAGGAGUGAUAUCCAAGCACAGUGUUUGUAACAUGAGGAAUAACGUUAACCAUCAUCAAAGGCCUUCGAAGCCUGUGUGGCCCCAGUUAAUACAUUAAAUCUGGAACAUGCAGGAUAACGUACUUACACAAAUGACCCUGUAUGAUGAAGGAAAAACAUGUGAAGGUAAUUCCAACUUGGAUUCUUUUUUAAACUCCUGAUUACAAAUUGUCUUGAGAUGCAACCAAACUGUUUCCUGAACAUCAGUGUCUUGUACAAGCUGGGGUUUAGUACUUGGUGGGCUGUAAUUACUGUCACUUCUUUUCUGGCAUUCUGCUUACAAACUUCAAUUUUUUAAGAGGCUUUAAAUCUUCUAAUGCUUCAGAUAUUUUCACAUGGAAUGUUCUUAAAAGAGAUACUCCCAAAUAUCGUGAAUCCAUUGCUGGCAAUGGGCAUGAAUGGUCAGCAUCAAGGAGUUCCUAUUCUUAGCACUUAAUUGAACUCUCUAAUAUACCAUGGUGGCCAUAUGUAUAACCCUUGUAAUCAAGGUAACUAACAGGGAUUUGCUCAUUAACACUGUAACCUGCUUAAUGUAUAGAAGCACUUUGUAUUUAAUAACAAAAAAAAAAACUUUUUAAGUAUGUUUUUUAAACUUAAAAUGAUAUUCCCUUUAUGGUUUAUUUCCACACUGCUAACACUCUGUUUUUUAAUACUAAGAAAAUUAUAAUGCUUGCCUGUUUACAUAAGUAUAGAGGAAAGGGUUCUUGCACUCACUGGCUCUAAUUUUCCAUUCUUCAAGGCCUUACUCUGCAUACAGGGCAUCAUUUCUGCAAAUACCAUCAUCUCAUUUUUGAGAAAGGUAUACUUAUACUCAUUUCAAGAGUGAUCUUGUAUAUUGCAUUGGUUCUCAAACCCUUUCAAAUCGUCACUUCAGUGUUGCAUAAAAAGAUGAAGGAUGUCACUUCCCAUUUAACCAAUAAAAGGCUGGUCAGAAGCACCAGGCUGAGAACCAUGGUCACACAAAAAAUUUUAACCAUUAAAUCCAGACCAUCUUACAGAGCUGCCAGCAAAACUGUUUCUUUUUACCAGCUUGGAAUGACUUUUAUAUGGGAUGUUUUAAAGUUGAUUAUUGGUCCUAUUUGCAGUUAGAUUACUUUGAAAUAAAGCUUUAAAAUAAAAUGUACUGAGAGAGACAUUUUAAAUGUUUUUAUGACAGGUCCAGUAGAUUCUAUAGAACCAUAUCCUCCUUUAGUGAUUCAGCAUGAAUAGUAUCUUUUAAAUAUUUGCCUGUUACUGUUUUACUUCAUAUUAUGACAUCAUCUGGAACUCCUGCAAAUGUUGCUGCGCUGGUUAUUUUUUAUAAUGCUUGACUUUCUGAUAUUAAUUUACCUGAAACCAACUGAUUGAAGGAAAAUACCAAUAAGAUUAUGAGAUGUAAUUGAGAGGAUUGAGUGUUUAAGUGGAGCUUGAGAUACUUCUGUAAAAAUGUUAGUUUUGUCUACCGCAGGCAAAACAGUUGACUUGGAACCUUUUUACAGAGGUUAACUUUCUGUGCUUCAACAGGCUUCUAAACAAUGAUGGAGGUAUUGCGAAAAAGAAAAAAAAUUAAACACUCCCCCUUCCUCAGGCUCACCUUAACUCUAACACUCCAAGCCUAACUCCAACACUCUAACCCUCCAAGUUCCUAAUCUCACUUCUGCUUAUUUUCAUUAGGAGUUCCUCUCUGUCUCUUUGUUUCAGUCCUCUUGGUGAGGUGAAAGUUUGCACAGGAGGAUGGGGUCAUGUGCUUCCCUGUUUCUUAGUGGGUAGCCCCUGCUGUGCCAGGCUUGUCCCUGUCACUACCCAUUGGUGUGGUUUCUCCAUGGACUGUAGCCACUUCUAGGAUGUGGUUGUUCUUGCUUGGGUCACCCCUGGUGCUCAGUUACUUCAGAGGUGUACCCGCUAUAGCACAGGUUAUCCAUACGUUGAGGUCCCAUGGAAAUGUUGCUCCUUUGGCACCAUGUGCCCUUCUGAGAGUGGGUCUUCACACAUGUCCUCAGUGUUUCCUUGGUGCAUCUUCCCAGUCUCCUCAGUUUCUCCUCAUGCGUUUCUAGCUCUGUUUCCUCUGGAGUAUCUCCUCCUUUUUUAAUUCCCUGCACCUCUUGAACAUCUACUGCUUGUUUUAACUGUAUUUCAGCGAAGGUGCUGUGCUGGUUCAAGAUUUGGCAUGUAACGGGCUGUUUACAUCAGUUUCAGUGCUAGUUAGAACCUGUUUUGACAGGCACAGGGCAGUUUGUAACCAUUUGUUUGCCACCUUUGCAGCCCACUGAAACCCAGCAAUUUAUGCCCAGGACAGCUGUAGGCAGUAAAGUGAGAAAUGCAGAUGCAGCUUCUACUGAGCUGUUAGUCAUCGCUAGUGCAGUGAAUUUGUUCAGGAUAAGAGAUUUUUUCUUGGCUGUGAGCAGGAGGGAAGUGACCAAUAUGUAUCCAAAUGCAUAUUUGGUAAAUUUCAUUCAUCUUCCCAUAAGCUUCAGUACCUUAAUGAUACAACCUUGAAACUUCUGUGUAUUUUUAUAUUGCUCACUUCUGCUGUUGACAGCAGUAAGGUAAGUAUCUUCUGAAAACCAGAAUCAUUGUACACACAGGAGGCUUUCAAAAUUUUCCAUUACUGUGAAGCCGUUCAUUGUCCUGUCAAUGGAAGAACAUCUGUUAUGACAGCUGAGUUCAUUUUCAUCCUGUUCCAGAACUAAGCUGUUAAUUACCAUGGUAUCUAUGUAACUGACAUUCCAAAAAUAUCCAAAAAACUCUUAGCAGGGUUAUGAUGUCCUUUAGAUGUAUGUCUGACCCUUUUGAGGGAGGAGGUUACUAUUUCACACACUGUUGUAGGUCUGUUACUGUUUUUUAAAUAUUACCUUCAAAGUUGCAUGCUGAAGCUAUCUUUGUUUAAUGGGUGAGCAGGUAGACUCCAGAAGGUACUGUCCAUUACAUUUUUCAUUUUAACUUUUAUUCAUCUGAGACUUUUGUUUAAGAAAUUUUGUCCUGUAUCAAAAGCAAGGGAGGGUGAUCAAAGGCUGAUAACAUUGAAGUCCCUAUGCUGUCGAGUCUGAAAGAAGGGAGUCACUUCUUGUAAUUUCAGCCCUUUUGUGCUGAUGCCAGUGAGGUGACCUUUCUUUGAAUUCUGAGAGCCCACAGCAGUAUAUUGAGUAUUUUGCUUUAAUAGAAUUAGAACAUUUCUCAAAACAGAUGAAAGUUGCUUUUUUUUUUUUAAUCAUUUAAAUGCUUCAUUGGAUGGCUAGAGUUCUUUAGCUGUAAGCUGACAAUGCCCUAGGGGAAGAUGCUGGAAAACAAAAUGGUAUAUUUUUAACGUGAUUAAAUUGUAAGUUCUAAUUUUGCUUGAAGCCUGUGUCUGUCAAUUGCUGCUCUUUUUUUUUGUUUGUUUGUUCUUCAUGGGAUUCCAUAUUUCUUCCAGAAAUAUAAGUGCUUAUGCAAGUCAAGUGAAUCUUCCUUAAUGAGCUAUAUGUUUUUAUUCUAAACAAGUCAUUUAUAAUAGUAAAACUGCAUAUCUUGAUAUUUUGUGAGAUGUUAUGCUUGUACUGCAGAGGUUGGAUAGAUUUGUCUAUAAAUAUUGCUGUCUUAACUGUACAGCAUGGUUUUAAUUUAAUGUUACUGUUCAAUAUUUUCUUCUUAUAGAAGAGUCCCAUGCCCCCUUUUUGUAUAACAUGUUUUAAUAAAUGUUAUCUGUCAACUUUGUAAUGUUUUCUUAAGCUUGAAUGAAAGGAAUGCAUGUCUAGUACUAGUAUUUAAUAUUUUACCAAAUUAAGUGCUCAAACAAUAAUUCAAAUCCAAAAGUUGUUCAUAUAUAACUUUAUUAAAUAUGUAAAGGAAAA
Messenger RNA from Numida meleagris (helmeted guineafowl), 6923 nucleotides. RefSeq names its product zinc finger and BTB domain containing 43 (gene ZBTB43). Gene Ontology annotation, biological process: regulation of transcription by RNA polymerase II. NCBI's taxonomy places the organism in Eukaryota, Metazoa, Chordata, Aves, Galliformes, Numididae. Gene Ontology annotation, molecular function: RNA polymerase II cis-regulatory region sequence-specific DNA binding; DNA-binding transcription factor activity, RNA polymerase II-specific; protein binding. Bases 162 to 1556 code for a protein of 464 amino acids. The transcript has 2 exons. The record is from RefSeq and is a predicted model, not a curated record.